UGCGCGCUAUGACCUCGACUCCCAGCCCGGGCGUGGGUGGGGAGCCAUCGGUGUCGAGGGAUUGGCGCCGCAAUUCUUCCGGGUGGGUGUCACUGGGUACAUCAGUGGCGAUGGCCAUCUCGGCGCAAAGCUUGAGGGAAGCUACGACUUCCUGUUUACCCAGAAGCUCAUUCUUCAACCGCAGUUCGAGAUGAAUUUCUACACGAAGGACGACCCGAUGCGAGGUGUCGGGGCGGGGCUCUCUGAACUCGAUGUAGGGUUGAGACUCCGCUACGAGAUCACGCGCCAGUUCGCUCCCUAUAUAGGCGUGACCUAUCUCGGAAAGUUCGGGAACACCGCCAACUACGUCCUGCAAUCUGGCGGCAAUCCGAAUGAGCAAAGGACCUGUGAGCUCCGGAGGACGGAAAUGCUCCUGAGCAGGGUGAAGGCUGUCAGGAUGGCAGUCCUAGCCGAAGGAGAUCCAGGCACGACAGACCGUCAGACCCCAAGCAAGGAGGACUAUCGAUGA
Ostertagia ostertagi is the source of this 508-nucleotide messenger RNA. Lineage: Eukaryota; Metazoa; Nematoda; Chromadorea; Rhabditida; Trichostrongylidae. The record is from the annotation of a GenBank genome assembly.